AUGUACUCAGGGAGUCAAACUUCACAGAAUCAAACUUUGAAUACUGAUUUCAUCCUUAUGGGGCUGUUUGGUGAAACCAAACAUGCCCUUCUCCUCUACACUGCGACCUUCAUCUUCUUCCUGAUGGCCCUAGCUGGGAACGCCAUCCUCAUCAUCCUCGUCCACCUGGAGCCCCGCCUGCACACCCCCAUGUACUUCUUCAUCAGCCAGCUCUCCCUCAUGGACCUCAUGUACAUAUCUGUGACUGUGCCCAAGAUGCUCCUGGGCCAGGUGACAGGAGAUCAUACAAUUUCUCCCUCAGGUUGUGGGAUCCAGAUAUUCUUCUAUCUAACCCUUGCUGGAGCUGAGUUUCUCCUCCUGUCUGUGAUGGCCUAUGACCGAUAUGCUGCCAUUUGCAGACCACUCCAUUAUCCUUUGCUGAUGAACCAGAAAGUCUGUGUAUGCCUGGUGUCUGGAUGCUGGUUUGUAGGAAUGGUGGAUGGUUUUGUGGUCACCCCCAUAGCCAUGAACUUCCCCUUUUGUCAUUCCAGAAAAAUCUUGAGUUUCUUCUGUGAGGCUCCCGCUCUGCUGAAGUUGUCCUGUUCUGACAUCUCCCUCUACAAGAUGAUCAUGUACUUGUGCUGUGUUCUCAUGGUCCUCAUCCCCAUUGUGGUCAUCUCAAGCUCAUAUGCCCUCAUCCUGCACCUCAUCCACAGAAUGAGUUCAUCAGAGAGCCGCAGGAAAGCCUUUGCCACCUGCUCCUCUCACAUAAUUGUAGUUCUGCUCUUCUUUGGUGCCACCAUCUACACCUACAUGCUUCCCAAUUCCUACCACACAGCUGAGCAGGACAUGAUGGUGUCAGCCUUUUAUACCAUCAUCACCCCUGUGCUGAACCCCCUCAUUUACAGUCUCCGGAAUAAGGAUGUCACAGGGGCUCUGAGGAGCAGGAUGCAAUCAGGGCUGAACCUAAGGAAAUUUGUAAAGAGGAAAUCCUGAGGAUGACUUUAUAUUUUUCCCCUAUUAUAUUAUCCCCCACCAAUUUCUCUUCUUCUUUGUCUCUGCUUCCAGGGCCCCCAACACUGAGUCUAGUUAUAACUUCCUUCUUUCUUAUGCAUGGGGACAUUUCUCCUCCAUACUGUUUACUCAUCAUAAUUUAUCUCAUUAUAUUUAAUGUCCUUAUACUCCUUUUAUCUGUGAAGCAAAAAUUGACAUAAAGAAAACUCACAUUGUGCCUUUGAUCUGAUCUCCCAUCCCAAGUUUAUUCACCUUUUUAAUAUGAGACUGGGUGUGAAAUCCUGAAUCCUAAAUGUGGCUCACUGAGAAGAAUCCAGAUCCCAGCAUAACACAGGAGAUCUUUUAGCUUUCCUUGCCCUCUAAUAUCCCUCAGCUCAUAAUUCACAUGUGGCAACCACAGGGUUCCAAUGAGUGCUAUUAUACCUUAGUAAGAACCAUGUACACAUUUUUUUAAAUAUUGAAUAUGAGACUCAUAGUAUAAAUACAAGUUUACUAUUUGGCUAUAAGACUAUGGCUACAUAGACCAAACUUCAGUCUACAGUAAAGUUUCCAUGAGUUAAUGCAUUCAUCUAACUUCACAGGCUAUAAGGGUAUGUAAAAAUAAUUAAAAGUAAUUUCAUACUUAGUUUCUUUACUCUUUAUCAUAGGAAGUGAGCUGACAUAUGUAAACUGAAUAUAAGAUCCUUGAAGGAGGAUAGAAGUUUAGGAAAUCUUAAUCUUCUUAGUAGUUUCCUUCCGAACAGAGAAUUAAUGAAAAGUUUUGAGGAUAUUCACCUGUUAUAACUUUUCUCUCAGUCGUGUCCGAAUCUUUGCAACCCCAUGGACUGUAGCCUACCAGGCUCCUCCCUCCAUGGGAUUCUCCAGGCAAGAGUACUGGAAUGGGUUGCCAUUUUCCUUCUCCAGGGGAUCUUCCUGACCCAGGGAUCAAACCCAGGUCUCCCGCAUUCCAGGCAGACGCUUUAACCUCUGAGCCACCAGGGAAGUCCCAUUUAUUGUAUAUCAUGCUACAAAUAGAAUGUCUGUAAAUUUAGUAGGUGGUUCAGUGGUAAAGAAUCUGCCUGCUAAUGCAGAAGUCGCAGGAGAUGCGGGUUUGAUUUCUGGGUUGGGUGGAUCCCUUGGAGGAGGAAAUAGAAACCCACUCCAGUAUUCUUGCCAGGAUAAUCUCAUAGACAGUAGUCUGUCCAAGGGAUCACCAAGAGUUGGACACGACUGAGCAUGCAUGGCCUAAGUAACAUUAGUAGCAUCAAGACACUAUUAUUUUCAUGAAAAAAAUAAUUCGUGUGUCUAGUUUUACCCAAUGUAGAAAUUAGAAAAAAUACAUUUAAUCUGAUCAGUGUGCAAGGGGUUUUGGACUCCAAAUUUUAGUGUCUAAUACCAUUUGAAACAGAACCUUGAUCUUGCUAUCAAGGGAUAGAUAUCUGAUAUUCACAUGCCUAAUACCUUUCAACAGACUGAUAACUGAAUAAUUUUGAUUCUCAUUUAUGAUUAUUCCUGCAAUGCAUGAAAUUUGUCUGAAAUUUAAAAUAACUCCACCUAGUGUGAAAAAAAUCAGUACCUGAAAAGUAAAGAUAUGUUUUUGUAAAGGUCAGUAACAUUUUGUUUUAGAAAUCAGUGUGAUUAGAGAAAUAAGAGAAGCAAAAUGUCCCAAGUGGACACAAUCAAAAGGCAAAUCAAACAGUGUUACCUAUCAUUAUCUGCUGGUAUCAUUAGAUAAGUCUUAUGUAUUAUCUUUAUGUAGAUUUUGUUUGUUCUUAAUGUAUGGAUGGAUUACAUGUUUGUCAUUCAG
Molecule: messenger RNA, 2779 nt
Organism: Bubalus bubalis (water buffalo)
Lineage: Eukaryota; Metazoa; Chordata; Mammalia; Artiodactyla; Bovidae
Product: olfactory receptor 2T3-like
Exons: 1
Coding region: 1-975 (324 amino acids)
Biological process (GO): G protein-coupled receptor signaling pathway
Cellular component (GO): membrane
Molecular function (GO): G protein-coupled receptor activity; olfactory receptor activity
Source: RefSeq, a predicted model, not a curated record